Frieseomelitta varia is the source of this 2565-nucleotide messenger RNA. RefSeq names its product TBC1 domain family member 31. The record is from RefSeq and is a predicted model, not a curated record. Bases 154 to 2517 code for a protein of 787 amino acids. The transcript has 4 exons. Gene Ontology annotation, molecular function: protein binding. Gene Ontology annotation, cellular component: centrosome. Lineage: Eukaryota; Metazoa; Arthropoda; Insecta; Hymenoptera; Apidae.
AACACAGUUUCAUUGUUAGUUUUCUCUUUCUUUUCAUUUCUUAAAAGAGGGAUAGUGUAAAUAUGUAAUGUAUAACAUUUUUAUAACAUAAACAUAACCUAAGAAAAUCGUGGUUACCGAAAUGAAAUCAUCUUUUGUUUAAAAAUUAAUAUAAUGUAUAAGAAAAAGUGGAAGAAUUUAAAAAAACUUGAUAACAAUAGCUAUGAACUUGAACCAGAAACAAUUAGAAGGACACAAUGCUCGUUAAAAACUAAUUUUUCGCAUAUGGCAUUUGAUUGGAAUGAAGAACGUUUUAUUGUAAUUGAUACAGCAGGAUAUUUAUAUUAUAUCGAUCUACUGAAUAGUUGUCCUUCCUAUCAAAAAUUGGGAAAUAUUGGACGAGCAACAUUUGUGGCAUUUAAUCCCAUAAAUAAGCUUGAAAUAUUGGUUGGUCUUGCUACAGCUGACAUCAAAAUAUUGAGACUAAACAGAGAUGUUUCUCAAUUUUGCUUAUUAAUUGCUCAUAAAAUACCACCAAUAUAUGUGUCGUUUUACAAAAACUAUUGUUUGACUUCUUCGUGUAAAGAAGCUAUAAUAUGGUGUUUAUACUCUUGUAGUAAAACUCGACAAUUAAAAGCUUGCUCAAGAAAUUUUAUGAUAAAAAAGGCAAGUUUUUCAAACUUAGGGCAUAUUGUUAUUCUAUACUGUAAUGAUAUUUUUCAAGUAUGGAAUUUCAAUCAAUUGGAAAAUAAUAUCAAAGUUGAUGCAAAGCUAUUUGGAAUACGAAAUAUUAAAGACUUUGUUUUUACACAAAAUGGGAGAGCAAUGAUUAUAGCUAAUGCUCAAAAUAAAGUUGUCAUUCUGAAUACAUAUAACUGGAAUUUAAUGAAAACACUGAAUUUACCAGAAAAUUUUAUUGGAGUGAAAUGCUUAUUACUUGUACCAUCACCUUUGGAUGGUGGAGCAAACAGUAUAAUGGCAUAUAUUUCAUCAAGCUGUAAUCUUUAUUUCUUUGACUUAAACCAAUCCUGUAUCAUCGAUAUUCUACAGCCUAUUAAAUCGAUAAAAAAGAUUGCUGUUUCUCCCAUUGGUAGUUACAUAGCAUACAUAGAAAAGGAAGGUCAUCUUAAAUUAAUAAUCUGCGAGAAACUAUUUUCAAGAAAAUGUGAAUCUUUGCAAAAAUUAACAGAACCAUGUAAACCACUUGCUCAUGGAAUACAUGAUCACUUACAAUGUGUUAGGAAGAAUAUUAAACAUGAAUUACGUAUAGAAAGAUUAAUGCUCAUUUUAAAAGAAUUUGGAGAAUAUCCUGAAAAAUAUCGUACAUUAAUAUGGUCAACUAUUUUAGAUUUGCCAGCUAAUAAAACUGCAUACAAUGCCUUGGCUAAUAAAGCUGCUAGUACAAAUUUUACUUCAGAUAUUUUGAAGAAUUAUCCAUUAGCUAGUAGAAGUAAACAAAUGUUAUUAAUGACAACAGUUCAUUAUUUAAUACAAUGGUGUCCUUUAUUAAUACAAUGUUCAUUUUUACCAAACUUAGUUUUCCCGUUUGUUAUGGUCUUUCAGAAAGAUCUAUUACUUGGUUUUGAAUUAAUUAUAAGUAUAUUAUUAAACUAUUGUCAAAAAUGGUUUGAAUAUCAUCCUUUACCACCAUUAAAUGUGUUAGGUAUAAUAGAAAAUAUUCUUUUACAAGCAGAUCCAUCUUUGCUGAAUGUUUUUUGUGAACAAGGAAUAACAUCUAGUGAAUAUGCAUGGCCUCUUCUAAAGACUGCAAUGAGUGAAGUCUUAUCUGGCCCUGAAUGGUUAAUUUUAUGGGACAAUCUAAUAUCCUUUAAAAAACCUUCACUUUUAUUGAUAAGUAUUGUGGCAUAUAGUAUAUGCUCCCGUGAAAUUAUCAUUUCCUCAUUACAAACACAAGAAAGUAUUAAAAAGUAUUUUACUAAACAAGGUCAUGUUGGAGCACAAGAAUUGCUAAAAGUUGCUCAACAGCUUGAUAAUAAUUUACCAUUAAGAAUACAUCCUAACCAUUAUCUCAGGAAUGAAAUAAUUACAUUAUCAUCCAAGGGGAUAUAUCCAUCUAUUGUGUCACAUGAUUUUCCGAAAUUUUUAACAGACAAAAUAUCUAUUUUUGAAUUAGAAAAGUUGAAGAAAAAAAGAACUAUGCGUGAACACAAACAAAAAGCUAUAGAAAUUACAGAAACGAAUAGACUAAAACAUGAAACAAAAUAUUUUAUGGAUCAAGUCAACGAAAUAAGAUUAAAUGAGGCACAGAAGUGUUUCAAAGAACAAUUAUUUGAUUGGGAAAGAAGAACAGCUGAACCAGAACCAGCAAAAACAUGCAAAGUUAGUCGCGAACGAAUUUGUGAUCAAUUUUAUGAUACCUUACAUUUAGAUUUAGGUAUUACAAGUGAUAAAGAUAUUCUAGAUUUGAAAAACAAAAAAACAAAACGACUACAAAAAGAUGUAGAUGACUUGGAAUAUGAAGUACAAAGUUUUUUAAAUUCAUUAAGAUCUCAAAAAUCAAAAAUAAUUAAUAGUUAAUGUCAUUUAUAUAUUAUAGAAUUGUUAAAAUAGCAUACAAUUACAGAA